Molecule: messenger RNA, 4605 nt
Organism: Heterotrigona itama
Lineage: Eukaryota; Metazoa; Arthropoda; Insecta; Hymenoptera; Apidae
Source: the annotation of a GenBank genome assembly
AUGGAAAAAGAAGAAAGUCUAUUAUUAAUGUUUGAAAUUAAUGAAAAGAGUUCACCUAUACACAUGCGUUUUAGUUGUAUGAUUCCGUUUUUAAGUUAUUGUUACAUAAUUAAAUUGUAAUUUAUUAUAUACUCUUGAUAAACACACUAUUUUUAUCAUAAUAAAAUGCUAAAAUUAAUUAGUAUGUAUGAUGUUAUUUUAUACAAUAAUAUGGUGUUUAAAUAUGAUUUGUUUGAAAAUUGCACAAUAAAUUUUUCAUUAAAAUUAAUAUAUAUAAUAUUAUACGCAACAUAUUAGAAAAAUUUAUAUAUUGGAGAAAAUAACAACUUUCUUGUAUUGUGAAAUUAAUAUUUUAAUAUCGUUUUAGUAAUAUCUGUAUAUAAAUUAUAAAUUUUAUGAUUUUAUAAAAUUUUUUGAUCGAUAAAUAUAUUUUAAAGGUCACUAAUUUACCGAUAGUGAGAGUUCAAGGAAAAGGCGGCAAACUCCGUUAUAACAUUGGGUGCCAUUUUGAGUUAUAGUGUUAUUGUGAUAAAACCUGACUUUUAUUAGGUAAUUUUGCUAUUUGUACACAGACGUGUAUAAAGAGAGAUUUACUAUUUAUUUGAAUAUUAUUAAACUAAAGUAUAUGUUGAAAUCAAAUGAAUAGUAAGAAUGUAUAAACUGUUUUUAAGUUCAUGUGUGGUAGUUAACCUGAAACAUAUUCUUUGUUUUCUGUCUGUAUGUCAUUGCUUUAAGAAAUUUUUGUCAAAUAAUCGACAAAUCACUAGAUUUUCAUUAAUCUAAAUUAAUUUUAUUAAUUCUGUCAAAUAAUUGACAAAUGUGUAGAUUUUCAUUCAUUUAUUUUAUGUAAUUCCUGUAUCCAAUUAAAAGUUAUUACAAUUUUAAUAUAUUUUAAAGUAAACAUGCUUUUUGAGGAUUUUAUUCAAGUUUACUAUUCAUUAAUAAUAGAUUUUCUUUAUAUACAUGUAGUUUAGCUAGUUUAUCUAAAUAUAACAAUAAUUUUGUAAGGAAAAUGGCUCGAGCUUUUGUUUACACACGUUCUAUUGAUACAAUCUUUAUGGACAUAAAGAUAAAUGGUGGAACAUAUGUAAGUACUUCUUGAAACUUCAUUUAUUAGUAUGUUGGUAUAUCUUGUUUCUAUAAAUUUUAAGCAAUAUAAUAAACUAAGCUAAUGUUUAUGAAUCUUUGACUGCUUUAAUAUUAUGAAGUUUUAUUUGUUUCUUUGGUUAUUGGAAGCGAACAUUGAUUUCUGAUAUAAAUUAAAUUAAAUUAUUAAAUUGAAAGACACAGGUUUCUAACAAAAUUUAAAAACUUUUAUAAUAAAUUUCUAAAUCCUAGGAUUAUGUUUUUUACUUAUGAUUUGUUACGCCAAUACUUUUUGUAUUAUGGUUCUUCAACUCAUAGAUUGAAAAUAUUCAAAUAAUUGAAGAAAAUCUGCAAUGCAACACACAUUUGGAUUUGUAUGUACAUUUAUAUGAACUGAUAACAAUGAAAGAGAAAAAUUUGGAACAUUAGCUAUCUUUGGAACAAGUUUGAUUCUAGGGUGUUCUAGAACAGAGUGUCCAUGUAUUGGUAGCACAAGCAAGGAAGGUUUGAUUAUACAUGAAAAAAUAUGAAUAAAAUUGAAAAUGAGGAAUAAAAUUUUUUGUAAGAUGUUUAGUGUGAAAAUUAAUCGUUUGAAAAUUUAUCAUUAUUUAUUUGGCUGAUUUUAGAUCAAAAAAGAAUAAUUAACAAGAGCUUAUUCUACGUGUACAAAUAAAUUGAAAACUUAAAAUAAACUUUUGAAUAUUUUUCUUUAAAAAUUGCUUUGGUGAAUUUUCAAACUCGAAAACGAAAAAUCUUAGAGAAAAAUUAUAUUUUUUCUUGUCGGUUUAUUUUUUCAUAGAAUAUUUAUAAAAUUUUUCAUAGAAUUUUGUAGUAGAAUCAUCUCAUUUCAGAUUUGAAUUUCGAGAAUUUAAAAAUUAGUUUCGAGCCCUAAUAUUGGACUUUGCAAUACGUAGAGGAUGGAAUCGAAAUUUUUAUGUUAUUCUAAGGUCCUAGAAUUACUAGACAUGGGACUUAAUUCGUGUAUUGACCAAGAUUUUCUUAUAGCUAGCGUUACUGAAAGCAUUGACUCAUGAAGACUAUUGGGCGCCUAGGAAAACUUAGCAAUUCUAAUGGAACUGUAUAUUUAUACAAAAUUGAUCUCUGUCUCUAUCUUUGAAUUCUAUCAUCAUUUUGAAUUUGAUUUUUGAAAUAAUGAUUAUAUAAGUAAUAUGUACAAAACCAAAUAUGAUUGGCAUACAAGAAUAUCUUAAUACAAAAAUUACCAAGCUUAUAUCAGAGCUUAUUAUUGUUCCUAAUCAUUUUUAUAUAGAUUCAUAUAGAUUUUUUCAUGAUUUGGUUUAGAACAUUUUUCUUUGCCUUUUUUUUUUGUGAUUAUCCUUAAGUGGUUUUAAUUUAUCAGAUCUCUGCCAGAUGUCUCUAGUGUAAGUUAUGUUCUUCAUGAUUAUUUCUAAACAUAGUGUCUAGUUCUAAAGAUAGUUUUAAUAGUUACAUUCAUAUCAUCAUAUAUAUUUAGUAAACUUCAAUUAGUAGGCUAGAACAGUUUUAUAGAUUUCUUGUUCCUUAGGAUAUUACAUUAGGUUAUUUAUAUAUCUUUUUCAGUCCUUCAAACAUGGAAUGCAAAUAAAAGAAAAGCGCCAAAUCUGUGAUAAUGUGUCAUCGGUUGAUACGAGUACAAGAAAUCAAAGUGAUGUGAGUACAACAAAUCAAACAACAGAUGAAUCUUCUGCACGUGUUAAUUGUGCAAAUCAAAGAUCUGUGUCCCCUGAAGAGAGUGUUUCUCUAAUAAAAAACAAUUCAAAUGAAAAUAUAUCAAACAAACAGAACCAAACAGUUUUUAACGAAGAAAAUGGUAAACACAAACUGUCUCGAAGAAAGAAACUAACUUGUGAUGUUUGUUUUUUAACUUUUAGAAAUAAAAUUUCUUCGGAAAUGCAUAAAAAAGUAUAUACUUCCAAUGUGUUCAAGUGCCACAAAUGCUCCGCAAUCUUCCAUAAAUCAUAUUCUUUGACUGUUCAUUUGAGGAUACGUACUUGCAAAAAAUAUACGACUGGAUAUAAUUGUAAUUUUUGUAAUCGAAGGUUUUCCUAUAAAAAGCAACUCCAGGCUCAUUUAUUCCAUAUACACCGUGACGAAAUAUUUCCUACCGAACGUAAAACUGUGAAAAUACCUGUUGUAUCGUUAAAGAAGGCGAAUUGCUCGGACGAUAUAUUAGUGAAAUCUAAGAAGGAGGACCUUAGUCGGAAAACAUUUCAGUGUCACAUAUGCAAGAAAUCAUUCUUUUUGAAGGAGAACCGGCGCGAACACAUGAAACUGUUUCACUCAAUCUAUAUGUCCAGUAUAUGCAAUGCACGUUACACAUCCAUGAAGAAGUUACUAAGUCAUUACAUACGUCAACAUGUUGUGUUCAAACGAAAGGAAUGUUGCGUGUGUUACGAAAAUUUUAACUCGUCAGCCUUAUUGAAGCGACACAUGAUCCUGCAUUGUGUGAAAACUAUAAGGUCCAGCAAGGACACUCUGCCAGUUGACGUUGAAAUAAACUGCGUCGCGUUUAAGAAACUAAACAGAUGCAAAGGUUGUCACAAACGAUUUUGGCUGAGCUCGUGUUUGCAGCAACACGAGAAAGUAUGUGGCCGACUGAAAUGCUUGAUACGUAAAAAAGAGGAUGCAUCUUGCAUAAAACGUGAAUCUUCGUCUCCUAAAAAAUCGAGUAUUAACAAAAGUGAGUCGAGUAGUAACAAAAUCGACAGAGUAGGAACACCUGAUCUAGAAAGAAUGCUGGCUGCCCUGGAUGGGACAGCAACUGUGGAAAAUUCGGCCUCAAGUAUGCCUGUUUUAAAAAGCAAUAAUUCCAAUUACUCUUCCUCGAUCCAGAAAAGGAUGCUUAACGGGAUUGCAUGCGUGAAGGGCUACGAAACUACUAACAUAGAGAAAACGAAGUUCCCUUGCACCAUUUGUGGAAUACAGUUCCAGAUAUUUCAGAAUUUGUGCAUACACGAGCGUACAUACUGUCAACCAGCCACUACCAAAUGUAACCAUUGCAAUAUAGCAUUUUCUACUAAAAAAUUAUUGCAACAACACGUGCUUGCUGCUCACACACCAUCAUACAAGAAGAAUUGUAAGCUAUUUUGCAGAUUUUGUAAUCAGGGAUUCAAUAAGAAAAAGAAGCUUCGAAUGCACGAAGGACACUUCCAUAAUAAACAGGAUGUUACACCAGCGCUAAACGUCAACCAUAAUUGUAAACUAAUCUGUAAUAUAUGUCACUUGCUGUUCAAAUCUCACGAACACUUUAUUGAACACAACAUAUAUUACUCUAAGGAUCAAAGCUAUUUAUGUUCAAUAUGUGACAAAUCGUUUUUAGGGCUAUAUCAGCUUCAUCAUCAUCACAAGUUUAAGCAUUAUCCGGAUAAAGUACGAAAAUUGUACUCUUACAAAUGUAAUGUUUGUAACGAAGGCUUCAACUAUGAAUCGCACUUUCAUGCACAUAAGUUACAUGUCCAUUUAGACGAUUCGUCCGCUACCAAAUUGAACAAGUCGCACCAAACUGUUCAUGCAAGCUGA